GACUCCUGAUCACCUUGAAUUCCCUAAGCUUCUUUCACAAAUAAGCAACUGCAGCUAACACUUCUUUUUGUAUCAUAUCAUUCAACUAAAGUGCGAAACCUAAAAUCAAGAAACCUUUCAUCAACUUAAUUCAUCAUGGAGCCUAAUCACACGAAAUCUACCAUCAAUACGCCCUAUGUCGACCCCGGACUUCUCAUGAUCAUUGAUUAUCAAAUAGAAGCCGAAAGACCCGAAGAGUGGUACAGAGAUUAUAGAAUGCGCGAAGAGCACAUAGAUAGUAUGAAUAUACCUAUCACUAGCUCUGAGGCACGAACCGUGGCUACAAUCGAGGGAUCAGAAGGCGAGACAAUGCCCUUGGAGACACUGUCGUAUAUGCAAGAAAUGCCAGAGGUUAUUCCAGAAACUCGAGCAGAAACUAAAAAGAGGAGACGCCAGGAAUUUCUUGAUAAUUAUGAUGCGGAAUCAUACGAGCUGGUCGCGGAUAACCUUCUUGAGAGUCAGAUUAGACAUUAUGCGGUGUUGCGGCGAUGUGGAAUGGCUCCUGCGCAAGCAAAAGCAGAUACACAUAAUAAGAUGGAUACCUGGAGUGAAAAGAUUGAAAGUAGCGAAGAAUCAGACCCUACGCCAAGAUAUGGAGAUUUUAUUUCCAAUCUACACAUUUCACAAUCCUCGAUUAAGAGCAAAAUUCUCAAAUUGACCCAUGGUGAUAACAACAUGAGUGCAAUUGGAAAGAGUGGGCCUGGCGUCACAAAGAAAGGUCACGUUGCCAAGAAACGCGCAAUCAUUAACAAAAAGGAUACGUUCGAGUUGAUGUUCAAGGGAAUGGAGCAUAGUUCCAGAACUUAGUUUGAGAAAGGCAUGCAUUGAGGGGGUUAUAGUGGGGGUUCUUGCGAGGUCGAAAGUAAGAGUUAGGGCCUCA
Molecule: messenger RNA, 919 nt
Organism: Botrytis cinerea B05.10
Lineage: Eukaryota; Fungi; Ascomycota; Leotiomycetes; Helotiales; Sclerotiniaceae
Exons: 4
Coding region: 136-846 (236 amino acids)
Source: RefSeq, a predicted model, not a curated record